GUCUAUUUGACACCGCACCAGCCUGUCCCGGAAAUUGCACCAAAUGCCCCGCUAGCAGCGACAGUAACAGCGACAAAUGACGAAGCUGAAGACACCGCAGCUCUUUGUUCCGUCGACCUGCAAGACUCCGAUCCCCUCAACUGCGCUGUUUUCACUCUCCCUAGGCGAGGCAAGACCAGUGUCAACUCUCGAAACGAUGUGGCCGACCGACCUCCGACGGGGAUACCACCGCUGCCGCGGCCAGUGACACCCUCUCGGCGGCCCGGUCUAGGUCAACAAAUCCUGGCCAGGUUGACCAGCUGGCAGGUAACAUCACAGUUUCCUCCAUUUUUGUGUGCCGUUUUAUUUUUCGGUGAUUCCCCCCCCGCCAUUGAUUCUCCGAUAUGGCGCUAA
Dibothriocephalus latus is the source of this 393-nucleotide messenger RNA. The record is from the annotation of a GenBank genome assembly. Lineage: Eukaryota; Metazoa; Platyhelminthes; Cestoda; Diphyllobothriidea; Diphyllobothriidae.